Molecule: messenger RNA, 4032 nt
Organism: Drosophila busckii
Lineage: Eukaryota; Metazoa; Arthropoda; Insecta; Diptera; Drosophilidae
Gene: rad50
Product: DNA repair protein RAD50
Exons: 9
Coding region: 47-3985 (1312 amino acids)
Biological process (GO): telomere maintenance via telomerase; telomere maintenance via recombination; chromosome organization involved in meiotic cell cycle
Cellular component (GO): condensed nuclear chromosome; nucleus; Mre11 complex
Molecular function (GO): G-quadruplex DNA binding; ATP hydrolysis activity; double-stranded telomeric DNA binding
Source: RefSeq, a predicted model, not a curated record
GGCGGCAAAAGAAGUGUAAUUUGUUUUAAACUAUUUCAUCACAAAAAUGUCGACCAUAGAGAAACUGUCUAUACAAGGAGUACGUAGCUUUGGGCCCAACUCCGAAGAUGUGCAAAGCAUAACAUUUGCCUCGCCUAUUACGCUGAUUUUAGGACAGAACGGCUGCGGCAAGACAACCAUAAUUGAAUGCCUCAAAUUUGCACUAACAGGGGAAUAUCCGCCAGGCAGUGAUCGUGGAAAGAGCUUUGUGCACGACCCCAAGAUAUUUGGACGCAAUGAAUCUUUGGCGCAAAUAAAAAUGCAAGUACGCGAUAAGAUUGGCGCGCGUCUUUCGAUUUGUCGCAGCAUGAAGGUCUCCAUCAGGCGUGACAAGACCAACUUUGAGACCAUUGAUACGACUAUAAAUUUCCUGGAUAGCAGCGACGGCAAAGUUAAGGGUCGCAAUCAUGAAUCCUUAAGCUUGCGCGGUGCAAAUGCAGAUUUGGCAGUCACUGACUUCAUGGGCGUGUCAAAGGCUAUUAUAAACAAUGUGCUCUUUUGCCAUCAAGAAGACUCCAGUUGGCCGCUGGAUGAGCCAAAGAAACUCAAAGGCAGAUUCGAUGCUAUUUUUGGUAUAACAGAGUACAAUAAGGCGCUGGAUAAAAUUAUUAAAAUGCGCAAAGAAGCUAUGGAGGAGUUGAAAGUGAUGGAGGCCAACAUGAAGCUGCUGUCCCAUUUAAAGGAAGAAAUGGAGGCAAAAACGCUCAGUCUGCAAAAAGAGGAACAGAAAUGCCAAAAGCUCAAAGAGCAAUGUGAGCAAUGCGAUGAGGAGGUUAAACCUGUAGAUGCGCGAUUGCUAGAAAUACGUAAAAUUGAAUACGAAAUUGGCAAAUAUCAGUCACAAAAGGUGGAAAUGGAUACCAAGCAUAAGAAUUGCUUGGAGCAGAUAGCCAAGCUAAAGAAUCACAUUAAAGAGCUUUUUCCAGGAACCAUGUCUGAACUGGAAUUGGAGAUACGCAGCUUUGAUCAGCGCAUGAGUGAAAUGCGUUUUCAACGCGAUGAUAUGAAUGAGCAACUAAUAAAACUUAAGCAAUCAAAUACGGAUUGCCAAAAGACUUUAACUGCGCAGGAUAAAAAACGUAGCAUGGCGCUACAGCAGCUUGAAAACGAAAAGGAGUGCAAGUCACAGCUGAGCAAACGCAUCAAUAAUCUCUGUGAGCAAUUGCAAAUUGAUGUGGUUGGCAAUCCAGUGGAUAAUGCUGAAAAUUUAAAAAGCUUGCUGCACGACAUUGAAGACAUGCUAAUGAGCAAACAAUGCGAAAUAACAGAACUGAGUGCGCAAAACGAUCAAGCAGAGCAGUCACGCCAGACCAAAAUUGAUGAGCUGCGCACUGAGGUGACCAAGUCAGAGCAGAGCGUAGUUUCACAGGAGAAGCAAAAGCAGGAUAGCGAGCGAGAAAGUGAUACACUGGAGAUAAAAAUUAAACAAAUUGAAACGUCGCUGCAUCAGCUCAAAGUGCUGGAGAAACAAAUUGCAGACACAGAUGAAAAGUUUGAACGUGCCACACGAGCGUUUAACAAAGAAGCUAUCCGUGAGGCUUUAAUGACUAAAAAGAACGACAUAGCUAAGAAGCAAAAGCGUUUUAAAGAACUCGAUGAGCAGCUAACAAAAUUAAAUUCCAUAACACAGCUAAUGGCAGAGAUUAAUCUGAAAGAAAAGGAGCUGGAAAAGAAAACGCAGGAGAUAAAACGCGUGCGCAGCAAGCAUAGCGAUAACUUUGGCAAAUUUAUUAAGGAACCCAUUACCAACAAUUAUCGCCGUACAGUGCAAAAUACGUAUGAUAAGCUGCGUCGUGAGAUUCAAGAAUUAAAUGAGAGCGCAAAUGCGCUAAAACUCAAAGAGCAAUCGCACAAUAUAAAGCGCAGUAAUCUGGUUGCGGACAUAUCGCGCAUGGAGAAAGAGCAGCGUGAGUUCCAGGAGCAAGUCUACGAAAAGUGUCACUCUACGCCGUAUGAUGAGCUGCUAUUGCGCAGCAAAACGGCCAUAUCGAAGCAUCAACUGGAGCAUGGCGCGCUCAUUUCUGCAGAGGCCAUGUACAAAAAAUAUAUACAAAAAAUAAACGAGGAUCCCAAUUGUCCACUAUGCCAUCAUAACAUGUCUGGGGAUGAGGCCUGUGAUUUAACCACAGAGCUCACUGAUGAAAUACAAAAGCUGCCAGACAAUAUAAGCAGAGCAGAGAAAGCUUUGAAAGCAGAGCAACUAAAAUACGAUAAUCUGUUGCAAAUUAAGCCCACCAUAGAUAAGGUAAAGGAGCUUGAGGAGUCACUGCCCCAAAAGCGUGAGGAGCUGCAGAAAAUAGAAAAACUGCGUAGCGAGACUGCCGUUGAGCAUGAGACAAUAAUAGCGCUGCUUGGUGAGCCCACAAGCAACAUGGAGCUGGCUUACGGCAUGUUGAAUGAUAUGACGUUGCUGGAUGAAGCACUAAAGGAGUCCGGUCGUGUUACAAAGGAAUUGGAAAACUUAAAGCUUAAAUUGCCAGCUGACUAUGACAGCAACGUUUCUGCAGAAGCUCUGCAAGCAGAGAAAACUGCAGUCUCCAAGGAGGUGGAAGCGGAAUCAGAAUUAUUGGAAAGCAAUCAGAAAGCCUAUGAUGAGCAAACGGAGGCUUUAAAUCGCUUGCGUGAAUUUAGAAAUGGUUUGAAGGAUAAGCGCAUACAGCUGCAGGAUGGCGUGCAGAGCUUGCCACAGUUAAAGGAACGUCUCGAUGAACUAACAAAGCUGCUAAUAACUGUUACCAGAGAAAUUGCCGAAUUGAAAGCCAAGAUACAGCCGCUUAAGCAUAAUCUAAGCGCUGCUAUUGCUGAAAAGGCGCGCUUGAAGGAAAUCGAACGUCAAAAGUUAGCCGAGUUGAACAAGAAGUUUAAUGAAUACAAAAGCACUGAUCAGGAUAUACAAAGAUUGAAGAAGCAGGCUCAAGACUUUGCCAAAUUGAAGCUUGCUGCUGAAAUAAGUUCGCUGGAUGCAACAAUAAAAGCUACAAAAGAGCAGCUAAGCAAAUUGGAUUCGGAAAUAACUUCAAGCAGCGACAAGCUAGAAAAGCUCAAGACAGACUGCCAUAAUCAGCAGACACGUGAACGCGAUCUAAAGGAUAAUCGCGAGCUAAAACAGAUGGAGCAAAAGGAAGCUGAAUUAAAUGAGAAUUGUCAAGCGCUGGGCAAGCAGCUGGGCAAUCUGGACUUUCGCAGUGUAACCAAGGAGAAAAACGAGUUGAUUACAAAGAAGGAUGCAGCUUCCAUGCGACGUGGCGAGCUGCUGGGCCAGCUGGGCGAGAUCAACAAUCAGCUGACAAAGCUCAAGCGUGAAAUUGAAGAUCCCAAGUACAAGAAAUCGCUGCACAACUAUAGACGCGCUCAUUUCGAAGUCUAUGUACAGCGUUGUGGCAUUGAUGAUCUUGGCCAGCAUCGCGUUGCCUUGGAAUGGGCGCUAAUACAAUUUCACGCUGAGAAAAUGAACAACAUUAACAGUUUAAUACGCGAAUAUUGGCGCAUGAUAUACAGAGGCAACGACAUUGAUUAUGUACAAAUCAAAACGGAUGAAAUAGCGCAGGAGUCGUCAGCCGAUCGUCGCAAGAGCUACAAUUAUCGUGUGGUGCAGUCCAAGAAUAAUUCAGAGAUUGAAAUGCGUGGACGCUGCAGCGCUGGUCAACGCGUGCUGGCCUCACUGAUUAUACGCAUGGCGCUGGCCGAAACAUUUAGCGCCAACUGUGGUGUGCUAGCACUGGAUGAACCUACGACCAAUUUAGAUCGCGAUAAUAUUAUCUCGCUAUGUGAUGCGCUCAAUCGCGUUGUGGAGAAUCGCCAGUCAAUGGCAAACUUUAUGUUGAUCAUAAUUACCCAUGACGAGUACUUUAUAUCGUCCUUGGGCAGAAUAACCAACUAUCAUCGUGUGCUGCGCAAUUCCGAAUGCAAGUCUUGUAUACAAAAGGUGCGCGUUGAUGACAAAUAGUUAUAGCAAUUAACAUUCCGCUGCCAUACGAAUUGCUUUGCAGUAUU